GGCGUUCAACAAAACAAAAUAAAUAAACAAAACAGUUUUGAAUGAAACCGCUCAUAUAACUUUCUGCCAUAUAGGCGACACGUUCAGGAAAUAAGGAAUAUCAAUGGAUAACUAUUAUAAAAAUGUACUAGAUCUAUUUUUUCUCCAAUUUCUUUGAAUAUUAGGCAAGGCGAAUGUAAUAACAUAUAUAUUGUGGAGUAACAUAUAUUUUCAAAUAUUAAAUGCUAUGAUUCCAAAAUCAAGUUGUAUAAGCAUUUGUAAAACUUUAUCCACUACACGACAUUUGUUAGCACGUGACCGGAAGUUCCGCACAGCUGACAUCAAACGGAGACGUCGAGAACGCUGCCUGGAUCGAUCAGUCGAGCUACUUGCAGAUGUCUUUGUCACCGAUUUAUUUCGAACCCGACAAUGACGAAGCCUAUGCUGCAAGCGAACUUCUUGAAGUUCCAAAGAAGAAAACAGCCAGGAGAAGCUUGGAGAGCCAGUUUGAAACUUGUUUCCAAGAAAAACCUGCCACACCACAGCAGGUAGUCGACUUGGAAGUUCAAGAACAACUUGAAGUCCAUGUUCAAUUACCAAAGGAAACAAGUGAGUCAAGGUCAAGUGAUAAAGUACCUCAUGAAAAGGACCGCGAUGGCACGAACGAAAUGCUGCCGACAAGACUUUUCCAGGAAAUGCAUUCUCAGGUACUACCAGCAACAAGCACUGAGAGUAUAAGUAGUGCAGUUUCUUACAGACAAAAAAGUAAAUCACCAACUAGAACCCCAAGCUUCUGUGCGGCCAUCUCUGCGUCCCUCAUGUCACUCGAUGAAGAAAUGAGAAAGAAGGAGGCUGAGAUGCUGGCAUCAAGAAGCAAAAUGUUGAAAAUAAAGUCAAGUACACCAAAAAGCAUAGCCUGUCUUCCUCCAUCACCCCAGGUUCCCAACCAGACCAGCACCCCAGCUCCAGAUCAGAUCAUUGCCAUGUCAACAUCCCAAUGCAAUACAAUUGAAAGUGAUUCUGUAUUGUGUCGCAUCUGCCAUGAUGGAGACAGCAGUGAAGAACUUGUCUCUCCUUGCUAUUGUACUGGUAGCGUGGGAGCUCUCCAUUUGACCUGCCUAGAACGGUGGCUGGGUACCUCUAACACAACCAGAUGUGAGAUAUGUAAAUAUGAGUUCAAAGUGGAAAGGAAACCAAGACCAAUUAUAGAAUUUCUGCGACACAAUGCCUCUGCAUCAGAUAGGAAGAACCUAGCAUGUGACUUAGUGUGCUUCAUUGUGCUCACACCACUGACUGUGUGCAGUGCCUUUCUGUGUUUGAUGGGGGUACAUCACUACUCCCAGUUGAGUGGGAAGUGGGAAGUUCCUGGUCUAGCCUCACUGACUGCCUGUCUUCUCACAGUUUAUACUAUCUGGUGCUGUGUUGCUGUUAAACACCACGUCCAAGUUGUGACAGACUGGCGAAAGAAGAACCAGAUUAUCAAGAUCAUCUAUCUGUCUCCCACCAAAGGAAAGGCAGUGUUGCACACGGAGACUGUCUGUGAUGUCAACAACAAUGCCAGGUCUCCAGCACACACACAGAUAUCCCACAGUGCCAACACACCUCGCAGCUCCCAGUGUGGGGGAGAAGUCGCCCGGGACACUCCCAAGUCCUACAACACUGCUAUGUUGAAACCUAUUCUGAAAUACUCUGUUAAUCUCCAAGCUUACAGUCAUCCCUCUGGACUAGACACAACUGGUACAUCUGUAUCUCACACCAUCUUGUGGGGGGGACCCGAUUUAUCGGAAUGUAGUUCUAACCCCAUCAUGAUAACACGAGCUACUAGUUCACAAAUGAUGGCUGUUUUGGGCAAGGAGACCUAUGUUUAGGUAAUGUUAAACUGAUUGUACAUUAUGUGCACUCAGAAACAAAGAGCAGAAAUAUAUUAUGAAAUAUUUAUUAAUCACCAAAAUGUUAUUGAAAUUAUAUGUAUCACAAGACAGUUGCAUGUUCCAAAUUGUACCCUGAUUUGUCGAAAUAACUAUGUUUUUACCAUGCUUAAGCCAAGUCUGACAUUGAGAGAGUUGUAAUAUUAAGACCUUGUCAACUCAUUAACAUAUAAACAGUGAUACAUUGUGAUUGUAAAUAUUUGGACAUUUACUUUUCUCAUUCGAUUUGUUUCUGCAAAUGCAGUAGCAGCGUUCUCACAAUCCAUUUAAACAUAUUUUUCUCACUUGUGGCAUAUACGUGCACAUUUGUAUAGCCUGGUAGAAAGUUGUACAUAGGUCUGGUUGAUUGACAGUGUUACAAGUCCAGUUGAGAUGGCUGCCUGUUGUAAGGGAAUGUCAUCUCUUCAAGUUUCAUAUUUCCACAUCUUUUUACAAGAUGAUGUUUCUUUUCAUUGCGCAUUCCAGACACCACAGGUCCACAUCAUCAUUACUGGAUCUAUAGUCUCAUCGAAUUUGGACGCUAAACUUGACAUUGUAUCCUCCUGCAACAUAGUCUGUGAUACAGUUUUGCAAUCCUGAUAAACAUUCUAAAUCUGUGAUACGUUUUUUUUUACAUAUAUCGUUUCACAUACUCUUGAAAACUGUGUAAUUUGUAUUUGUUUCAACAUAUGUUUACAAUUGUUGUUCAAAUCCACAGUUAAAAAGACAAUAAACUUGUUGAGCCUUA
Haliotis rufescens (red abalone) is the source of this 2634-nucleotide messenger RNA. Its product is annotated as E3 ubiquitin-protein ligase MARCHF1-like. Bases 375 to 1847 code for a protein of 490 amino acids. Gene Ontology annotation, biological process: protein ubiquitination. Gene Ontology annotation, molecular function: ubiquitin-protein transferase activity; zinc ion binding. The transcript is spliced from 5 exons. NCBI's taxonomy places the organism in Eukaryota, Metazoa, Mollusca, Gastropoda, Lepetellida, Haliotidae. The record is from RefSeq and is a predicted model, not a curated record.